AUGAUGUUGGUUCGGCCCCCAUGUCGCCGACUGGCCCCGGAGUCUCCCCUAAAAGGACAGAUUCCAAGCGAGACAACUCCGGGGUUGAUGGCGUUGAUCCCAGAUAAAUUUGGUUCAUCAUCAUCAAACAAACGCUUCAAAUACAAAAAUCUUUAUGACCUGGUUAUUACACGAAAAAUACCGGAAAUACAGUUAGGAGGGGAGGCACCAAUCACACAUGUACAAAAAACCCAUACACAAAAAAAAUGGGAAAAACACGUGCUCCUAGUUGUCGAAGAGAUCCCUAGCUUAACCUAGCCUGGAUUGUGACUACCUUUCAAAAAGAUUCCUAGUCCUGAUAUCCUGAGUGCUAAUUAGCUAACGACUAGAACUAACCCUGGGGGCGCCUUCCAUCUAAGAAAGAAAUUGUCCCCGGCCAACAUGGGUAAAUUCCAAUGAAAACUAAAUCCAAAAUCUCAAUCCAAAAAAACAGAUGAGUAAACCCUAGUGUUCAAAUUGAACGAAAACGAGAUCCUGUGGAAUAACAAGGGAGAGCGGGAAACCAAGGGAGCUCAGCUCAACCAAAACUCUACAUUAACCGAGUUUGCCCGUCAAACAACCAAACAAAAGUUGCGACUGAGGAGACUCUUCCCUAAAAACCUUUCCAUUCGUUUCCCGCUCUUUUUUUAACGAAGAAACAAAAAAAUUUAAAAAAAGAAGAUCAACAAAAAAACGAUUAGUUUUGACCGCCGCGACGAGGGCGCUUCCUCGUCCCUUGGUUUUACCCCUUGAGUGGUCGUGCAGCGCGGUUGCUCGCAACUGCACUGGAAAAAUUCCUUUUUAACCUUUCUUUAAAAAUCCUUUUUUUGUUUUCCUUUUUUUGUUUCCUAAGUUUCUUUUUACAAUCCUUUUUGAUUUUCCUUUUUUUAUUCCCUAAGUUUCUAAUUCCUGUUACAAAAGCAAUAAAAUCGAAAAAUUCAAGAUCGCCGAAAAAAAUUUUUUUCUCAACAGAAAAGGUGAAUAAAAGUAGGCGAAAUUACAUUUUUAUGGGUUUCAAAGAGCACUGUAGGCUGUAUUUGUGCAGUCACUGAGACGAAAAUGAUGGUAAAGUGGGAUUACAGCUCGUAAAACCUUCUCUUCUGGCUCCUAAAACCGUGCCGACCUUGCAAAUGAGGGUGCGCGCAGAUUGCAUGAGAAUUCGCAAAACCAAAAUUUCAGUGCAAAAAUGUUUGCUUUUCAAUUACUUUUAAAUAUAGUUUCUCCUCUUAUUCUUAAUAUUUUUCGUUUUUCUUUUCUGUUUUUGCAUACUACAUGUUAAAAUCAUUAUUUUUAUAACAAAAACGAGAAGCUAGCUUGAGUUCGAAAAAUAGGUCUGUGGUCCCUACCUAUAGGGGUUGAUAAAGUGUUCCCCAGAGGGGACCCUUCAAGAGCCCCUAAGGUUGUCCCUAUACUGACCACCUAGAGUUCCUAUGAUAGUAGACUCUUCCCACAAAAAAGGGUUCAAUAAUAUCAUCAUUAAAAAAAAUAAAUCCGGUAUAUUUUUCCUCGAAGAAUCAUAGAGAUUCAAAAAAUCCUUUUCAAUGGUCUUGAUAUUUCGAACCUAAAUUUGACAUAAAAGAUUUUCUUGACAGAUUCUUCUCAGUUCUCAGUUUUGAUUCUGAUCGUUUCAAAGCUUUUUAAAACUUGUCAACUCUUUUUUGGGAAAAGAUGCCUCAAAGUCGAAGAAAACUCUCAAAACCCAUAAAAAUAGGCUAGUUUGAAACUUCAGGCCCUUUUUUCUCGAAAACUAGGAAUUUGUGCAGGUUGAGACUUUCAGGAUCCCCUCUGAUACACCAAUAAGUGUUCUGGCCAAUUUUCAGGGAAUUCCCAAAAUACAAUGACCUCACCUGUCUUCUUAUUAUUAAUUAGUAAUUACGUGAGCCUUUCCUAGGCAUUCUGCUUGUGAAAAGCUAGCGCUGAAUAGAGCACACCGGUUCUGGAAAACUUGAAUUGGUUUCCUCUCUAUGAAAAAGCUGUAGCGCACGAGACUUGACAUGGAUUUCGAAAUGAGAAGAAAAUCGCUCGAAUAGAUCGAUAAUCGAUCAGGAGAGGAUUUUUGCUGACCUCGCAAGAAGACGCAAAGGUUGCGGAAAACUUCUUGACCUAACAAGAUCAUUGAUCUUUUACGGAACGCUUUUUGGAGGUCAAAAAAGAAAAUAUCCACAAAACAUGUCUUCAUUUUGAUAUUCUCAUUGCACUUAGGAACUCCAGAGUGCUCCCUAGAGGGGUUUUUUGGUCCCUAUAGGGGGCACUCCAAGAGCCCCUAAGGUUGCUCCUACACUUAGGAAUUCCAGAGUGAUCCCUAUAUGGGUUAGGGGAAUAGUGAUCCCUGUAGGGGUUAAGGGUCUGACCCCGUAACCCCUAAAGCUGAAGUGGUCCCUAUAGGGGUUUCUUUUUUUUUCGCAUGGAAAUUCUUCGUAUAGAGUUCAUAAAAAUAAUCGACUAGCAUGUCCCCUCUUGGGCGUACUCACUAAAACCCCUAUAGGGACCACUUCUGCAAGCAUUAGUGGACCCUAUAGGGGUUUGGAAAACCCUUCGAGGGCCCUUUUAGAGACCACAAUGAACAUUCUUUUCGUCUGUCCCCUAUAGGGACCAUUUUUGCAAGCUUGAGUGGUCCCUAUAUGGUUGAUAAAGUGUUCCUUAAAGAAACCCUUCAAGGGCCCCUAUGGUUGCCCCUAUAAGGAGUUCCUAAGUACUGCAUAAAUUAUUCUGUCACCCUACUUUAUCCCGGCAAAAGAUAAUGAUCUUUUUUGAUCGACUUCUCAUGCCUGUUUUCAGAAUCGCAGAAUAUACAAAUCUGCGGAACUGAUACGACCGCCGCAGGGUGAUUAUUUCUGAAAUGACGCACAAAAGCCGUCUUUUUUUUGGAGAGAAAGUGGCUGGAAACGGCAAUGGAAUCGUGUUUGAACUGCCGACAGGUGCACACACCUGAAUCUCGCCAUCGCCGUCGGCUCUUUUCGGCUUCAUCGUCAGCCCCAGAUGCGGCCAUUCAUAUUCCUGUUUAGCGUCAUUUUCGCUGUAUCUCUCGGUGUGAGUCGAAAGAGAAAAUUGAUAGGGGGAGGAACAUCUCUAAUAUCUUUUUUUGCUUCUUUAUUUUUCAGUUUUUCGAAAUCUUCUGCAGGAGAUUGAUCAUAGAACGCCUAUCCUGGAUGGCUAUGAAUACAAAAUUAUUCGAGUUUUUCUUACCCCUAUCUAUCCAGAAACAUACUCGUGAUUUUUCACAACCUUACAGGAUACCAUAGAAGGAAGUGGAGGGACAAAAGCGGGCACAAAUUCAAGCACUGAAGUUUUUUCUAACAGUACACUUAUCGACGACGCAGCGAAUAUUACAAAAAGUUAUCUUUAAUAAAAUGCGAACUUUUAAUAUUUUCCUUCCAGAUAGUUCUAAAGACUCUUCCUCUUCAGAAGAAGAACAUUUGACGACAAAAAAUAACGAAACAAGCCAAGAGGAUUACUAUUCGGAGUUGGAUGUUGGAUAACGGGAAUUUAAACGAGAACACUUUCGUUUUGCAGGAUUACCCCUUGGAAUCGAGCGAUUCGACGGCCGCAGCCAACGGAACGACGACCACAGCGAGACCUUCGAUUCCGAGGGCUCCAGCCUUCACGGCAGGCUCCUUCUUCAGUGAGAUCAAGUCGGAGAGUCUCACUCAAAUCUCACGACUUUCAGUCGGACUCCUGGUCGGACUUCUUCUCAUCGGACUGAUCUACGGCGCCUUCCGCUUUUGGCAAUCUCGGAGGGUAUCCAACAAUGCCUACGCCGCGUAUUGA
This is a messenger RNA of Caenorhabditis auriculariae, 3786 nucleotides long. The record is from the annotation of a GenBank genome assembly. Lineage: Eukaryota; Metazoa; Nematoda; Chromadorea; Rhabditida; Rhabditidae.